Messenger RNA from Medicago truncatula (barrel medic), 1108 nucleotides. RefSeq lists its product as uncharacterized. The coding region runs from base 147 to 857 and encodes 236 amino acids. The transcript has a single exon. The record is from RefSeq and is a predicted model, not a curated record. Lineage: Eukaryota; Viridiplantae; Streptophyta; Magnoliopsida; Fabales; Fabaceae.
CCCUUGCACCACCAUUCCUUUUAAAUUAUUCUUUUUCUCUAACCUCUCUUCGUUGAAUUUCUCUAUCUUUAGUAAAAACUGUUAUCUCUUCACACAACAUCAUGGAAGUUAGCUGAGACUCUUGUAUAGCUAGCUAGCUUUCGAAAAUGUCCAAAGUGGACAGAAUCAUGUUAAGGUUUCGUCCCAUCGCCCCUAAGCCAUGCACCGUCUCCGACGUCGAUGCUUUUUCAAAACCCGACGGAUCUAGAAAAAACCGUGCAAAAGAUAACACCGUCAACAAACGGUGUAACCGUCGGAGGAAAACUGUGCCUUCACCGACGGUGGUGACUCUCCCGCUUCUUCCCGAGACUCCAGAUCCUAAAGUUCCUCUACUUCCUUCCUCAGCCAAAAACACAAACAAACCGGUGUGUAUGAGCUUCGAGAAUCACGGCCACACUACCACGUCGGAGAAGGUGGAUCUUACAGCGGUAGGGUUAGGAGGAUCAGUAGUAACAGUUGAGUGUGUAACCGACACGUGGCAGCAUGGUGAUGAAGGGUGGGAGUGGUUGAUGAAGAGUAGAGACGACGAGGAGAGGAAAGUGAAACUAGAGAAGGACGCGUGUCCUGGAUUUAUAUCGGACGGUUAUGGGAGAGUGACGUGGAGGAAUAGUGCAUACAGGGAAAUGGUGGGAGAAGGGCAAGUUUGGUUGGUUAGGGUACCGGACAGUGAAAGUGGAUUCACGUGCAGGGUGAGAGUACAGUACGCGUAUGGGAAAGAGAGAAGAGUUCCGUGUGAUGCGUGGAGAUUGGACUGUGGUGGUUUUGCAUGGAGAUUAGAUGUUACUGCUGCUCUUGCCUUGAGUUGUUUCCCUUUCUAAAUUCAUGGUAAAAAAAAUCAUGUCUAUGAUCUAUACUUAAUCAAAACAAGGCUCCUAGUUACUACUGUUGAUAACUGUCAAUAUUAUCUCUGAGAUGAGACUGACAACUAGCUUGCUUAAUUUGAUCAUUAACUAUGUAUUAAUUGAGUAGGAAAUUAGGCUAGCUACUUUAGAUGCAUCAAUUUGUAUAUUAUCGUGGGUGUAAUAAUGUAAUUGAUAAUCCUUAUUUUAAAUCCUUUCUUCUUCUGAUA